Plutella xylostella (diamondback moth) is the source of this 583-nucleotide messenger RNA. RefSeq lists its product as uncharacterized. Lineage: Eukaryota; Metazoa; Arthropoda; Insecta; Lepidoptera; Plutellidae. The record is from RefSeq and is a predicted model, not a curated record.
AAUAAACAAUUUCUCUUCAUAUAAAAGGAGGUGGAAGCGCCCAGACUGUUACAGAUUCGAAUCUUCUCAAGUAAUUCAAUUACUUAACGAACGACAAAAUCCGAAAAUUAAUUUCAAAUAUGGUGUCUAAGGUUUUUCUAGCACUCUGCGUUGUGGUAGCAGUAGCGGCCGCUUUACCAGCAGGCGCUGGCCCGGCCACCGGCACCAACCCGUGGAUCCCGCCGUGGGUGGCCGCCGCCCCCUGGAUGCCCAAAUGGGCGCCCUGCCCCGUCAUCGGCGCUGACUGCCUGGACUGCACCACCAAGGUCGUCUGCACCAAGAUCGGAGGCAUCGAGAAGCCGUGUGCCGACCCCGCCUACCCUCAUUGCAACAUGGGAGAGUGCUCAGCUACUCCGUCGGCCCAGUGCGCCCCCGCCCCCGCUGCCGCCCCCGCUGCCGCUGUCUAAGAAAAAACCCAAUGGAAUAUACAUGGUUCUGAAUACUAUGUAUGUAUAACAUUUCUUGGUUGUGAUAUUUUGAUGAUCUUAAAUUCAGGCCUGUUGGAGUUGAUGUUAAAAUUCAAAUAUAAUUUGAUUUAAAAUUA